Paramacrobiotus metropolitanus is the source of this 1994-nucleotide messenger RNA. RefSeq lists its product as uncharacterized. Lineage: Eukaryota; Metazoa; Tardigrada; Eutardigrada; Parachela; Macrobiotidae. The coding region runs from base 49 to 1317 and encodes 422 amino acids. The record is from RefSeq and is a predicted model, not a curated record. The transcript is spliced from 4 exons.
AGUGCUUUUUAGAGGAAAUUAAGCCAUUAAGUGUUCAUUUAUUUGGGAAUGUCUUCACUAAAUGGUCCGAGUUUGUCGGUUAACUCAACAAAGCAUUUGGCUUCGAUGCAGACUUCGCUAGCCAAUCACGGUUGCGUCAGAAAAAUAACGAGAAUUUGGAUUACACUCUUGCAAAUGUGUGGAUACUUUCCCGUAAUGUUUAAAACUCGUUCAAUAUGGUUUCAAUGCAUUCGCUUCGCAAUGUAUGUGUAUGUAGCAACGAUUGUGGGCGUACAAAUUUUGUUUAUGUACGGUGACUGGAAGCAUUACUCCGCCCUUAAACAGUCUUCCAACUGGUUUACGGCGGUUAUGAUGCAAUUAAUUGAUGUUUCCGAGAUCUUCUGCAAUUUGGUGUUCAUAAUUUUUAUGUGGUCCUCGAGCCAGCAAAUCCUCCAACUGAUCAGUGAUCUUGACCACAUAUACGGCUCGCUAAUUACCAGAAAAGACACUAUCUUGUGUGCUACUGGAAUGCUUGUUUACAUUGUAACAGCUCUCUUCAAGAAUGCCUACACCGUAUACAUGAAAGAAACGGUUUUUGUUACACGGACUAACAUUGGUGAACUCAACGGAGUUUUUUUCUCGAUCCCGCUUUCAGACACUGUUAAUGAAUGGAUUGUGCGUAUUAGUGUAGUCAUGCUCGGCAUGACGUAUUUCGGACGUGACCUGUUGUUGGGUUUCCUGGUUUACGUUAUUCUGAUUACUAGCAAAAUAGUCCGUCAAGUUUCCUUUAAUCUACGUACACAGCUGGCGAAGAGUGGAUCCGUGACGAUCGAGAAUUAUAGGCAGCAAUCGCGAUUAACCGGCAUCGUUGGAGAUCUCGAUAACCACUUGUCGCUUAUAGCGGGAAUCCGCUUUUACACUUCGAUAGCGGGGAUUAUAGGUCGGACUUUCGAUGCUAGUUGGCGUCCUGCGGGUCUAUCCCCCAAUCCAGAACACGUCGUCGCAAUGGUUGCGUACGGUUUCUAUUUGUCUCUCCUCGGCGCUGCCUGCGUAUAUUCCACUGAACAGGGUGCGCAAAUGUUUUCCGUAGCCAGAAAGUGCUGCCACAUUGGAAAAACGGCUUGGAAACGGAACGAAUGGAUGGCGGUUUUUACUAAUGACGCCACUGAUGAACUCCGCUGUUUUUCAUUAGCCGGUGUCACUGUCACAAGAGACUCGGCUUUUCAGACGGCUGCCACUUUAGUCAGUGCGUUGCUGGUGUUUGCUGAGUUGGCCAGCGGGAAUAGAACUGACUGUGGGAAAACCACUCUGCACAAUACCACACAGGUCCACUGGUAAUUGUUUUCCAGCAUCGGCUAAUCGUCAAGGGAAUUUAACUGUGUAUCGACUAUCGAGUGGCACACUCAAUUUUAUUUCAUCGUAUACUCCUAAUGUCGUGUGGGUCAAGGUUAUUAGGAUUUAGUUUCGCUACACCGAUGAUGUUUAGUUCACGGUCCACGGAUCACAGUCGCUGCAGGAAAUAUGCAGGAGUUUUGCCGUGUUGUUCGAGUGGCACGAUCGAUUUUACUCUUUCAUGACUGUAGUCUUGACUUGUUCUCCUUUAAUUCCCCAACCGACUACAGUCAGUGACUUUUGAAAAAACCACCUCAAGCUAAGACGUAAGUCAAUUUAAACGUGAAUCCUGAGUACGGGAAGAGAUUCAGUUUCCCGUAAUAUGCCAGGGGGAAACUAUGGGUCCACUCCGCAAUAUUCCAAAUCAUCUUUAUGCCGAUCGAUUACUCAAUUAAGGCACUCAAAGGAAUAAAGUAUAAACACCGGUAAAUAACAGUGACCCGACAGAAAUAAAUAAGGCUUUCAGGAAACGGCUGAAGCUGGCAUUGACCGCCGGGCCGGCACGAUCAGACAGCAAACGAAGGUUAUGCACGGUAAUGAAACGACCAGUCUGGCUUUAGUCUGGUUGGUGACCGGCUGGACUCGGGGGCACUGCUGCCCAAGUCGGAAGCUCCGUCUCCGUG